GGAAGAGUGAGUUAUCUGUCCCCGCCCCGGCAGCUCAGUCAGUCCAACCUGAAGAGAAGGCGAGUCCACGGCUAAAAAUAUAAUAGCUAACACAAGAUGGCCGGUUUGCCUCGUAGGAUUAUAAAGGAGACACAGCGGUUGAUGGCGGAGCCUGUUCCAGGGAUCACGGCUACGCCCGAUGAAGGGAACGCACGUUACUUCCAUGUGGUCAUUGCGGGGCCUCAAGACUCUCCUUUUGAAGGAGGCACAUUUAAACUUGAACUAUUUCUUCCAGAAGAGUAUCCCAUGGCAGCUCCCAAAGUGCGAUUCAUGACCAAAAUCUACCACCCCAAUGUUGACAAACUGGGAAGAAUAUGUUUAGACAUUUUGAAAGAUAAGUGGUCUCCAGCCCUGCAGAUCCGUACAGUGUUGCUAUCUAUCCAGGCGUUAUUAAGUGCUCCCAAUCCAGAUGAUCCCCUGGCAAACGACGUCGCAGAGCAGUGGAAGAAAAACGAAAGCCAUGCCAUUGAGACAGCCCGAACAUGGACCAGGCUCUACGCGGGCAACACUGAAGUAUAGAAGAAGAGAGACGAGGCGUCUGAAUGUGAUCCACAAAAUGUACUCCUAUUCUGUCAACAUUUGAAUUUAACGGACACAAAAAAAAGAAAAAAAAAGAUUAUAAGUCCAACUCUAUUUGAAAGAAAUGACAAGAUUUACUGCUGCAGACCUCUGGGUGACUUAUUUUCCUCUCUAAGACGCGUUAAAUGUGUGUUAGUCUUUUUUUUUUUCCUGUGUUGCUAUUUAAAUGCAUGGACAGAGAACGACACCCUCCCCACUACAGUCUGAGAAAUAACAUGCAAUAUGUUGUCCUGAACUAGGCACAUACUGGUACGUUUGCAAAAUAUACAUUAAAGCUGCCCUUAUUUUAACACAUGCAUCAUUUGUCAACACAUCUGUAUGUCUUUUUGUGAGAGAUGACAGGUUUUUGUUAUUUCAACACAUAGAAAGUGCACCGUUAGUCCCUCCCCUGCCACUUGUAAGUAAAUAAGCAGAUAAAAAAUACGAAUAAGAAUGAUGAAGUCUCCUUUUACUCUUUAUAGGGAAUGAAUUGUUUUGGGAAGUAAGCCCCGUACAUUCAACAACAAAAAGGUUAGUUGAAUUUCCACACCUGUGUGUCUGUGCAUACCAGCACUUCACAACACUGAAUAUUUAUUGGGUGGUGGUUCAGCUACUGUAGUUCAGCAUCAUCUCAUGGAGCACUUAAUACUCAACACAGGUGAAACCAGCUACAAAAUUCACCUUACACAACCGAGGUGAUAUUAUUUCUAGGACUCCACAUUAAAACAAGUCAAGGGUUCCACACAGAAAGCACAUCAUCAAACUGUUCUUUUAUAAAAACUGUAAGAUUUUCAAGACGCUGUAAUUAGAGACUUGCUUAACUGAAAAAUGAAAAGAAACCUGAGGUAGGGUCAUACAUUUGAAGACGUUCUGAAGGUUUCUGUGUACCUGCCAAAUUUGCCGGGAGACAACUCAGUACUUCAUAACCCCAGCUAACUUUUAAAAGCAUUUAGUCCAUGGCUAGAGUCGAUUUGUGGCCCCAACAGAUGUAAUUUUAGCUCUUUUCAUAAUUUAUACCUUGGUCAUUGGUCUUAGAUUGAUAGAAAAGACAAGUUGUGUGAUUAAAUGUGUGAACCCGAUUAGAUGAGGAUGGUGCUUGAAAUAAUCCAAAAUCUGCCUGUUUGAAUGUAAACAUUUUUCCUCUCAGAGUCAUGUCCUGCAGUCUGUUUGGCAGUAGUAUGAAAUGUUCACGGAUCAGUCUGAUUAGAAGUUAAGUCUUUAUAGCCCCCAUGUUGGACAGUUUGGGGAGGGUGAGCGAAUCGCUUCCACACACUUGGGGAAAAAAAAAUCCAUUCCCAACACAUCUAGAAAGGCAGCAGACUACAAAGAUGUGUUGUAAAUGUUUUUUUUCCCCCUUAUUUUAAAGAGUGUAGGAACCUGAGCUGUUUUUAUUUUCCUUUUUCUUUUUUUUUUUUUUAAAUGUCUGUCCAUGCUCUCUGUGUUGCCUGUUCUCAUUUUUAUUUUCAGUGUUAAUUAAACAAAAAGGCAUGUACAGUAACCAAAACGAUAUCAGGCCUGUUCAAACUAGUUUUCUUCAGGGGUGCUUGUGAGAGUUGAGGUGCUUUCUUUAAAGGGAUAGUUGAGGCUUUUUUGAAGGUCUUGUCAUCACUUGCAAAGUCGUUGACUUUCCUCAGUUGGUCUUUACCUGCUUUUUCUCUUUCUAUGAAACUGAUCUGUGAUGAUUAUACACAUGAAUUUAAUUGAUUCCCACGGGAAUGAUUGGGGCUUUGUGGUAGAGGGGGAAAAAGUGAUACUACAAAUAAAAAGCAUUUAAGAUUAAAGGUCUUCAUUACGCUGUUACAGGUUUUCUGUCGGCUAGAAAUCUAAAAUCCCUCUUGAAGUGCAUAUGAAAUGUCGAAUUCUGCCUUUUUUGAUUUGUUGUUGACCUGUAGAAAAGCUUUCUAAAAAUCCUUAAACUUUCCUUUUAAAAGAUACUGUGUUCUGGGGUUAGAGGGAUCAGUGUGACUCGUCGUCCAGUAACUUAGACCCUCUGUGAUCAUAUUGGCUCUGUAUGGCUCAUCUGAGGGAGGACUGUAACGUCAUGUUGUAGUAAAACUGUUUUUGUUAAGCGUU
Toxotes jaculatrix (banded archerfish) is the source of this 2670-nucleotide messenger RNA. RefSeq names its product ubiquitin-conjugating enzyme E2Nb (gene ube2nb). The transcript is spliced from 4 exons. NCBI's taxonomy places the organism in Eukaryota, Metazoa, Chordata, Actinopteri, Toxotidae. Bases 97 to 558 code for a protein of 153 amino acids. The record is from RefSeq and is a predicted model, not a curated record.